Rotaria socialis is the source of this 399-nucleotide messenger RNA. The record is from the annotation of a GenBank genome assembly. Lineage: Eukaryota; Metazoa; Rotifera; Eurotatoria; Philodinida; Philodinidae.
AUGACUACCGUAAACGGCCACUGUAAACGAAUGCCGUGUUUCAACGUAAAUGAUUGGUGUACGGCCGUUUACGGCCGGGCAGGAACGACCUGGGGGGUUAUGUUAUUUUUCAAGGAAAUCGAAAGCUAUUUUCGACAGAAACAUCCUAAUCAUAAAAGAGCUAUAGGUUUUAAUCAUUGGUGGCAAGACUCGGAUGGUGUUCGUAUUUUAGGUGAAGUUAAGGAUGUUGAUUUGUUUAUUUACUUAUGUGAUGCAAAAAGAUAUCCAAAAAAAUUAAAUAAUGUUAAUAUUCUUCCUGAUCCACCAAAACGUCUACCACCUCGAAACACUGUUGUAGUUAAAUUUGUGAAAAAUGAUAUUGACAUUGAUGAAUUUCGUCUAGAUUUAAAGGAACGAUAA